AUGACAACUACUACUUUCACAACUUUUCGUAUGUGUCCCAAAAAUACAUCAUGUGAUUUCUAUUUGGAAAUUAAAAAUGAUCAAUACACAACGGCAAAUCGUAUACACAUGGAUGAAUAUGGUCAAUAUUGUGACGCGUUUAUUCGUCUGUGCAAGAAUGGAUACCAAAUGCAUGAUAUUGGUCACUGUACGAUUUACUUGCAUGUGGAUCGACGUGGUGAACUUUCUGUAGAAGAAAAUAUGAAUUUGAAAAAAUUUACAUCGGGUUUUGAGAGAUGGGAGCCUGUUUACCACGGUUUAAGAGAUACUGAAGUUGAUAAAUACGUAUUUAACAAUCCCUUCAAAUAUGGUACAUUUGUCAGUACAUCAUGGGAUAAAGAAGUAUCAUUUGGUUUUAUGUGUGAAAAAGGCUGUUUAUUAGAAAUUGAUACGAGUGAACCACCAGAUGGAUGUCAACGAUUGGUUGGUGCUGAUGUAUCUUGGAUAUCUAAAUUCCCUGUUGAAUGUGAAUUUCUGAUUGCAAGGAACCCAGCAUUUGAAAUAACGGAGAUAGAAUUUGAUAUUGAAUGA
Messenger RNA from Adineta steineri, 570 nucleotides. NCBI's taxonomy places the organism in Eukaryota, Metazoa, Rotifera, Eurotatoria, Adinetida, Adinetidae. The record is from the annotation of a GenBank genome assembly.